Messenger RNA from Dunckerocampus dactyliophorus (ringed pipefish), 3347 nucleotides. RefSeq names its product ribitol xylosyltransferase 1 (gene rxylt1). Gene Ontology annotation, molecular function: ribitol beta-1,4-xylosyltransferase activity. Gene Ontology annotation, cellular component: Golgi apparatus. The transcript is spliced from 6 exons. Gene Ontology annotation, biological process: protein O-linked glycosylation via mannose. The coding region runs from base 99 to 1421 and encodes 440 amino acids. The record is from RefSeq and is a predicted model, not a curated record. Lineage: Eukaryota; Metazoa; Chordata; Actinopteri; Syngnathiformes; Syngnathidae.
UAUUUGCGUAUCCUCGUGAUGUAAACAAGGGUCCUUUCACAAAAAAUGGAAGAAGAGGUGCAUAAUGGUGACACAAAACGGAACAAAAACUGGGAAAAAUGAAAAUACCAAAGCGAAAACUAUUUCUUUUCAUAAUCUUUGCAUAUGUAGCGUUCUCACUCUAUGCUGCGUACAAUGUAUUUUUUAGCAACAAAAUCAUCUCCCGCGUUCACAGGGUAGUGAAGAAAGAGGCAGGACCCUCAGGAGGUGUUCGAGAUGGCGGGGCUGCUGCAGUCUUAGCAGACGAAUGGAAUCCGUGGGAGGAUGAACAGGUGGAAUACAACUCCGACCUGAAUAAAAAGAGAGAGGCCUUCAAACAGCAUAUGGCACGGAUCGAAAAGAACAAACCCAAAAGAUAUAAAGUCCAGAUUUGGGGUAAAGCAGCCAUAGGGCUUUAUCUUUGGGAACAUAUUUUGGAGGGACCCCUCAACCCUACUGACAAGGUAGCACAAUGGAGAGAAGGCGAGCUCCAGUCAGGAAAAAUUGAUUUCAGUUUCUACACAGGUCCGGCCGUCGUCCAGGGUCACGUCCCCCUGGAUAUGAACAGUCUGGUUGUUGUCUUAAACGGUCGCGAGGAGCAGAAGGUGGCGUACUCCACGCGCUGGUUGGAGCACGUCCAAGCUCUGGUUCAUUCCCACACUGUGUCUCACGUGGCUGCCGUCCUGCUGGGCAACGAGCACUGCAACAAUGACUGGAUUGGCCCGUACCUGAAGAGAAAUGGUGGCUUUGUGGACCUGCUCUUUCUCGUGUAUGACAGCCCUUGGGUCAACGACAGAGAUGUCUUCCAGUGGCCCCUCGGUGUUGCCACGUACCGGCAGUUUCCCAUGGUCAGGCCCAAUGCCGAGAUGAUCACCUCCGAAAGGCCAUACCUCUGCAAUUUCCUAGGAACUGUUUACAAGAAUUCUUCCAGAGAAACACUCAUGCAGGUUCUGAAACAAUCUGGCCUGGAGAAGGAUUGCAUUACCUCUGCCAGGGAGAAGUGGCUCCCCCAGGAGACAGCAGAGAGUCUGAAGCGCUAUCAGACGUCUCUGGCCCAGAGCGAGCUCACCCUCUGUCCCGUCGGCGUCAACACGGAGUGCUACCGUAUCUACGAGGCCUGUUCUUACGGCUCGGUGCCCGUGGUAGAGGAUGUGCUGACGCCCGGGACCUGCGCGGCUGGGGCCAGCUCCCCGAUGCGUCUCCUGAAAGCGGCGGGAGCACCCUUCGUCUUCAUCAGCGAUUGGAGGGAGCUUCCAGCCAUCCUGGAGAAGGAGAGAGGAAUGAGCCAGGAGCAGAGGGUGGACAGGAGGCGGAGGUUGCUGGAGUGGUACGCCACCUUUCGUCAACAAAUGAAGGAGAGGUUCACCGAGGUCAUCGAGGAGAACUUUUUCAAAAGUGGUUGAUUUUGUUACCUCAGGGCGUACUCGCACUAGGACAUUCAUGCCGUGCCGGAUUUCCCUUUGCUUGUCCCAUCAUUUCUAUUCUGCUACAAUACUGCAAAUCCCCCUAACUUUGUGGAUUAUUUCGAGUUGUUCCGAUUAUAUAAUUUUGCAAUGUGGCGGCUGUCAAUAAUUACUUGCGAGACGAAUGAUCAUAUUAAUUAAUCACAUCGUGCUGCAGGUUUUGACUUGUGAAUGAGUCUUUGUAUUUGACUUCUAUUACUAGGAUGUCCACAGUGCGGCCCGGGGGGCCAUUUGCGGCCUGUGACUUUUUCUUUACCGGCCCACGGCACAUUCUAAAAAUAUAAUUUAACAAGAAAACAAAAGCAGCAGUAGCAAAAAUGGAAAAAAUGAGCAGCAAUUUUAUGAGAAUAAAGUCAAAAUUUUAACAGGGAAAAGUUGUAAUCUAACAAAAAAGUCAUAAUUUUAGGAGAAUAAUAAUAUCCUAAUGUUAUUAGGAAAACUAAUGUCAUUUUAGUAGCAUAGAGUUGAAAUAUUAAAGACAAUUUUUUAAAGUUAUAAUGUCACAAACUAAAGAAAAAAAAGUUGUAUUUUUAGGAGAAUAAUGUCAUAAUAUGAGGAAAAAUAAUGCUAUUUUAGUAGCAUAAAAUAAUGUCAGACAUAAUAUUAUUAGAAACAUAACGAAUAAUGUCAUUUUUAGAAAAUUAGAUUGCAGAAAAGGCUAUGAUGAUACAAGAAUAAAGUCAAGCUAUGAGAUUGAAGUCAUGAUUGCGUGAAGAAAAGACAGUUGAAAUUAAAAAAAAAAAGGCCAACAGAAAUGGAAAAAAUAACACAUUUUAUGAGGAAAAAGUUACAAUUGUAUGAAAACAAACUCAUAACAUUACGAGGAAAAAUAAUGUUUCAGUAGCAUAGAGUUGAAAUUUUAAAGACAAAAUAUGUAUAUAUAUAUUUUUUUUAGUCAUAGUAUUGAGAACCAAAAUAAAAGUUGUAUUUUUUGGAAAAAGUGAUUCAUAAUAUGGGUAUAAAAUCAUAAUAUUCAGAGAAAAAAAUUGAAAUAUUUGACAAUUUUAAAAAACUGGAAAAUUGAAAUAGUUGAAACUUUUAAAAAAAACUGGGAAAUUAAGAGCAAAGACCGAAGUUGAUGCUAAUACACUUUUUCACCUACGUCAGAAAAGCUGAGGUGCAGUUUUUUUUUUCUUGAAAGUUGUAUAACUUCUUUCAUAUCUAUACAAAAUAUCAAGGUGGCCCUUGCAUCCUUUCAUUUUUCCUUAUGUGGCCCUCGCUGGAAAAACGUUUGGACACCCCAGCUGAAUUAUAUUAUGACUAUAAUUAAAGUACUUGUGAGGAAUGUUUUACUCAUGCAUGGAUAUUCCAGUUGUGCCAGAGGAGGGAAGUACGGUACGGUAUGAUAUGCCUACUGUGAAUACGCCCUGAAUGUCUCAACACUGAUUUAUUUAUUGUGUGGGCAAGUGGAGAAAUGUGGUAGACUUUUUGUGUAGUGAACCUGGUGAUUUAUCAGUAUUCUGUGCAGGCGAUUUGAAUAAUAGUUAUGUAUUUUGUGAAUUAGCGAGAGACUGAGACAUGUUUUGGUGUUUAUACAAUAUUUUAAAUGUCGACCGUGAUGGAAUUGUUGAGUCACGUAGAUUUAUUGGAGCACGAGAUGCCUUUACAUGCCGAGCUCCGUAUAUUUUAAUUGUAUUUUGUACACUUAAUCGCCUGACUUUGAGAAAACGCUGCAACACAGCAGUAGAAACAGAUGAACGUUGUUAUGUACUUGAGCAUUGUUUGGAAAAAUCGAUUUUGUAUCGGUGUGUUGAAAGUGGAGAAAUGGAUGUUGCAUGUGUAAAUUAUUUUUUGUUAAAAAGUGGCUUUAUUUAUUAUCGGUGCUGUGUUGCAUGGAUGUUUUUUAGUCGGUGCAAUAAAAUCAAG